Sorex fumeus (smoky shrew) is the source of this 2121-nucleotide messenger RNA. It is a transcript of the gene SLC27A3, whose product is annotated as solute carrier family 27 member 3. The record is from RefSeq and is a predicted model, not a curated record. Gene Ontology annotation, molecular function: long-chain fatty acid transmembrane transporter activity; long-chain fatty acid-CoA ligase activity. Gene Ontology annotation, cellular component: endoplasmic reticulum; mitochondrion. The transcript is spliced from 10 exons. Bases 97 to 2043 code for a protein of 648 amino acids. Lineage: Eukaryota; Metazoa; Chordata; Mammalia; Eulipotyphla; Soricidae.
CGCUCCCGGGAAGGAGCGGCCUGAGCGCCCGCACGAGCAGCCCAGUAUUUCGGGACGGAGUGUCGGGGCCGGCGGGCCGUGGGCAGGUCGGGCACCAUGGUCGCCCUCCUGCUGCUGCUGCCUCUGCUGUCGCUGCUGCUGCUCCGGAAGCGGCCCCUGUGGCUGCAGCUGCGCUGGCUGGCGGCUGACCUGGCCUUCGCCGUGCGCGCCGCGCGAUGCAAAAGGGCCCUCCGCGCCGAGGCGCUGGCCGCGGCCGCCGCCGACCCCCAGGGUCCCGAGGCGGGCUGCAGCCUGGCCUGGCGCCUCGCGCAGCUGGCUCGCCGGCGGCCCGCGCACACUUUCCUCGUGAGCGGCGCGCGGCGCUUCAGCUACGCCGAGGCGGAGCGCCAGAGCAACCGGGCGGCGCGAGCCUUCCUGCGCGCGCGGGGCUGGACCGCGGGGCCCGGCGGCGGCGGCGGCGAGGCCGAGAGCGAGGCCCCUCUGACCCCGGGGGACACCGUGGCGCUGCUCCUCCCCGCCAGCCCCGAGUUCCUGUGGCUCUGGUUCGGGCUGGCCAAGGCCGGCCUCCGCGCGGCCUUUGUGCCCAGCGCCCUGCGACGCGCCCCCCUGCUGCACUGUCUCCGGGGCUGCGGCGCGAGCGCGCUGGUGCUGGCGCCAGAGUUCCUGGAGUCGCUGGAGCCUGACCUGCCGGCCCUGAGAGCCCUGGGGCUCCACCUGUGGGCGGCAGGACCUUCCCCCACUCCUGCUGGUAUCCCUGAUCUGCUGGCAGAGGCCGCGGCAGAAGCGGACGAGCCUGUGCCCGGGUACCUGUCGGCCCCGCAGAAUGUGACGGACACGUGCCUGUACAUCUUCACCUCGGGCACCACAGGUCUCCCCAAGGCUGCGCGCAUUAGCCAUCUGAAGGUGCUGCAGUGCCAGGCCUUCUACCAGCUGUGUGGCGUCCACCAGGAGGACAUCAUCUACCUAGCCCUGCCUCUCUACCACAUGUCCGGUUCACUGCUUGGCAUCGUGGGCUGCCUGGGCAUCGGUGCCACAGUGGUGCUGAAAUCCAGGUUCUCCGCGGCCCAGUUCUGGGAGGACUGCCAGCAGCAUGGGGUCACUGUGUUCCAGUAUAUCGGCGAACUGUGUCGCUACCUUGUCAACCAGCCGCCGAGCCCAGCAGAGCACGGACACCGCGUACAGCUGGCGGUGGGCAGUGGGUUGCGGCCGGACACCUGGGAGCGGUUCGUGCGACGCUUCGGGCCCCUGCAGGUGCUAGAGACGUACGGCCUCACCGAGGGCAAUGUGGCCACCUUCAACUACACAGGCCAGUGCGGCGCUGUGGGCCGGGCCUCCUGGAUUUACAAGCUCGUCUUCCCCUUCGCUCUGAUCCGCUAUGAUGGCACCACAGGGCAGCCGGUCCGAAACGCCAAGGGGCGCUGCGUGGCCGCCUGUGCAGGGGAGCCUGGGCUGUUGGUGGCCCCUGUGAGCCAGCAGUCCCCAUUUCUGGGCUACGCGGGAGGCCCCGAGCUGAUGCAGGGCAAGCUGCUGCAGGACGUCUUCCAGCCCGGGGACGUGUUCUUCAACACCGGGGACUUGCUCGUCUGUGACGCAGACGGUUUCCUGCGCUUCCACGACCGCACCGGAGACACCUUCAGGUGGAAGGGGGAAAACGUGGCCACCACCGAGGUUGCAGGGGUCUUGGAGGCCCUGGACUUCCUGCAGGACGUGAACGUCUAUGGCGUCCGCGUGCCAGGGCACGAAGGCCGGGCCGGAAUGGCAGCCUUGGUGCUGCGGCCCCCACACAGCCUGGACCUCGCCAGGCUCUACAGCCACGUGUGUGAGAACUUGCCACCUUAUGCCAGGCCUCGGUUCCUGAGACUCCAGGAGUCUCUGGCCACCACAGAGACCUUCAAGCAGCAGAAGGUGCGGCUGGCCCAGGAGGGCUUUGACCCGAGCACCGUGUCAGAACCACUGUAUGUGCUGGACGCGACCGCCGCUGCCUACUUGCCGCUCACAGCUGCCCAGUACUGCGCCCUCCUGGCUGGGCACCUGCGCAUCUAAGCACUUCGGGUCCUGAGCCUCUCUGGCACUGCCUUUGUUGUCGUCGUUUUCUAAUAAAAGGGAUGGGAGCCACUGCUC